Vicugna pacos (alpaca) is the source of this 2730-nucleotide messenger RNA. RefSeq names its product LIM homeobox 1 (gene LHX1). The record is from RefSeq and is a predicted model, not a curated record. Lineage: Eukaryota; Metazoa; Chordata; Mammalia; Artiodactyla; Camelidae. Gene Ontology annotation, cellular component: nucleus. Gene Ontology annotation, biological process: neuron differentiation; regulation of transcription by RNA polymerase II. Gene Ontology annotation, molecular function: zinc ion binding; RNA polymerase II transcription regulatory region sequence-specific DNA binding; DNA-binding transcription factor activity, RNA polymerase II-specific.
UCUUGUCUCUCCGGGCCUCACCCGAUCAAACCAAAGACCAUGGUGCACUGUGCCGGCUGCAAAAGGCCCAUCCUGGACCGCUUCCUCUUGAACGUGCUGGACAGGGCCUGGCACGUCAAGUGCGUCCAGUGCUGUGAAUGUAAAUGCAACCUGACCGAGAAGUGCUUCUCCCGGGAAGGCAAGCUCUACUGCAAGAAUGACUUCUUCCGGUGUUUCGGUACCAAAUGCGCGGGCUGCGCGCAGGGCAUCUCCCCUAGCGACCUGGUGCGGAGAGCGCGGAGCAAAGUGUUUCACCUGAACUGCUUCACCUGUAUGAUGUGUAACAAGCAGCUCUCCACGGGCGAGGAGCUUUACAUCAUCGAUGAGAACAAGUUCGUCUGCAAAGAGGAUUACCUAAGCAACAGCAGUGUCGCCAAAGAGAACAGCCUCCACUCGGCCACCACCGGCAGUGACCCCAGUUUGUCUCCGGACUCCCAAGACCCGUCGCAGGACGACGCCAAGGACUCGGAGAGCGCCAAUGUGUCUGACAAAGAAGGUGGCAGCAAUGAGAACGACGACCAGAACCUGGGGGCCAAGCGGAGAGGGCCGCGCACCACCAUUAAAGCCAAACAGCUGGAGACGCUGAAGGCCGCCUUUGCUGCUACGCCCAAGCCCACGCGCCACAUCCGCGAGCAGCUGGCUCAGGAGACUGGCCUCAACAUGCGCGUCAUCCAGGUCUGGUUCCAGAACCGACGCUCCAAGGAACGGAGGAUGAAGCAGCUGAGCGCGCUGGGCGCCCGGCGCCAUGCCUUCUUUCGCAGUCCGCGUCGGAUGCGACCGCUCGUGGAUCGCCUGGAGCCGGGCGAACUCAUCCCCAACGGGCCCUUCUCCUUCUAUGGAGAUUACCAGAGCGAGUACUACGGGCCCGGAGGCAACUACGACUUCUUCCCGCAAGGCCCCCCGUCCUCACAGGCCCAGACGCCGGUGGACCUGCCCUUCGUGCCGUCGUCCGGGCCGUCCGGGACCCCCCUGGGCGGCCUGGAGCACCCGCUGCCCGGCCACCCACCCCGGUCCGCGAGGGCGCCAGCGGUUCACCGCAUCCUGGCGCAUCCCCCCGGGGACUCGCCCAGCCCCGAGCCCAGCUUGCCCGGGCCUCUCCACUCAAUGUCGGCUGAAGUCUUCGGGCCCAGCCCACCCUUCUCGUCGCUGUCGGUCAACGGCGGGGCGAGCUACGGGAACCACCUGUCUCACCCCCCUGAAAUGAACGAGGCGGCCGUGUGGUAGCGGGGGUCGUGCACGGUCCGCGGAGUUCGUGGUUGUACAGAAAUGAACCUUUAUUUAAGAAAAAUAGAAAAAAAGAAAAAAAAAGAAGUCAUCCCCCUACUUCCUCCAGCCUCGGGGACCAUUUUCCGUCUGGGGAGACCGGACGGAAAAGGGGGACACGAAAUAGGAUCCAAAUCCGCCUGGAGGUGGGACCGGAAUCCAUGCGCUGGCCGGCAAGGUGCAGAAAUGGGGCUCCCGAAGGAAAAUGCAGACCUCGCCCCACCUCCCCCCUGGACCCGGAUCCUUAGACAGACGCCGCGGGCGUGAGUGCCAGGCCGCAGGCAGCAUAGAAACACCCACGGCAGCCGCGGGGGCGGCCAGCCAGUUAUGACACCAGGAGCCGCGGGGAGGGAGGCUGUGCUCGCAGCCGCUUGAGGGAGGUGAAGCAGCCGGGGGCGCUCCCGGGCCAGCCAGGAGGGUUCUGGCUCUGGGAAAUCUACUAGUGUUGUCUCAGAGUUCAGCAACAGCGACAACAAACUCUUAUAGCUUCAGAAACACCGACCUGCUGUGCAUCAGGUGGGACUAUAUAUAUAUAUUUUUUGUCUAUCUGGGUUUUUGGUUUUUGUUUGUUUGUUUCUGCCAAAAUUGCAAAAUUCUAAAUGUAAAGCCCUCAGUAUCAACUCUUCUACCUUUACAAAACUACACACACAGACACACACACACACACACUCCAUAGGAUGGAUGGUCUCCAGACAGACCUCUCAGUAAAAUGACUUGAACAUCAGCUGUACAAGAAAAGUAUUCUACCUUCACACACACACAAAUUAAAAAAAAGACUAUUGAAUUAAAAACAGUCAACUGUUUACGUAUAACGUUUAAAUUCAGGAGUUCAGUGUUUUACUAAUAUAUCCUGUUUUGAAACCUCUUGUUCAAAACAAAACGUUUUGAGCAAUCAACCAAAAUUGUUCAUUUUCUUUUCCUGUAGAUGUUCUGACAGAUUUGCAGGGCUCACAGCUCACUGUGCUAGUAUGUAAAAAGGUGUUGUUUACACAAGGCAAAGAAAAAACAUGAUAUUCAGACACUUGCCAAAUAGAAUAAUUAUAGCACAAAUACUGUAAUGGUGCUUGGCACCACAACCUGAGAAAGUGUUAAAAAAAAAGUGUUACAAGGUUUAAAAAAAACAUCUUUGGUAAUUUUUAGUCCUGUUGAACAUUCAUGGAAUUGUUAAUAUGACUUAUAUAGACCCACACAGGUUUUAUUUUUGUGUCUUUAAAAUAAAAGUCCAAAAUAUUUAAAUUUUAUGGUCAAAUAUGCAGUCAACAGCUGCUACUUUUUUCUUUAUAUAUUAAAUUUCUCAUAUGUCUUUUAUUGUUCUGAUAAACCUAAGCUUGUGUGACCUCCAGUGCAUAUUAGACCAUUCACUGUAUGAAAGAAAACAUGUUGAAUAAAUUUGUGAGUUUUUAAUAAAAAUAGAAAAUCUGAUGUUUA